Molecule: messenger RNA, 2308 nt
Organism: Dioscorea cayenensis subsp. rotundata (Guinea yam)
Lineage: Eukaryota; Viridiplantae; Streptophyta; Magnoliopsida; Dioscoreales; Dioscoreaceae
Product: putative receptor-like protein kinase At4g00960
Exons: 7
Coding region: 331-2136 (601 amino acids)
Biological process (GO): protein phosphorylation
Molecular function (GO): ATP binding; protein kinase activity
Source: RefSeq, a predicted model, not a curated record
GAGUCGACCAUGGGCGGCUGGCUGUGUGAGUCAAGAGUCCACGUAGGAUCCAUCUUCAUGAGAUGUGAUGCCAUGGCAGCUUCAUCAUCCAUCCAUGGCUCUGCAACCCUCCUUGUUCCUCCUCCUCCUCCUCCUCCUCCUCCUCCUCUUCCCCUUUGUAAAGCUUUCUCAGGGGAUCCCCACUCGCUGCUCCACUGACUCCAACUACACAACCCCAAGCGCCUUCGCCACCAACCUCGCCCUCCUCCUCCCAGACCUCAUCGCCACCACUACCAACUCCUCCAUCCUCUUCUCCACUGCCUCCAGAGGUUCCACCUACGGCCUGGCCCAAUGCCGGCUCGGCUCAUCCCCCUCCGACUGCACCUCCUGUCUCACCAUCUCCGCCACCAACUUCAGUACCUUCUGCCCCUCGGCAGGUCCGCCGGCAUCCGUUACGAUGCCUGUCUCCUCCGCUACUCCGACACUCGCUUCUUCUCCCAGCUCUCCAACGAUAGUUUCGAAUCCCGAACAAACGGCCAAGUGGCUACGGAUCCGGUCGGUUUCGGCCGCCGUGUAAUCGAUCUAAUGAACGAGAUCUCAUCAAAGGCCCCGAGAACCCCAGCUAGAUUUGCGGCAGGCACCACCAACUUCUCCGGUGGUAUAUACGGUAUGGUUCAGUGUACUGCCGAUCUCUCAGUCGAUGAUUGUGAGAAAUGCUUGAAUGGUACUCUCAAUGUUUUUCGAGGCUUUCCUUAUGGAAGAGUUGGGAGCAUGGUUGCUAGUUUGAGCUGCAUCGCCCGGUACGAGACCUAUCUUUUCUUCUCUCUUUCACUGCUGUCAGCGCCAUCGCCAUCGCCAUCGCUGCCUCCCUCAUCAUCUGGGGUAAAUGAUGCGAUCCUAAACUCCGGUAGUGGUGGAAAAAAUAGCAAUACUACGACCAUUGUUCUUGUUGUUGUUUUCGUGGUGGUUGCCGGAAUUGUUUUCUUCUCUGGUGUUUGUAUUUAUUUGAGGAGGAGGAGAAGGAGGAGGAGAAGCAGGAGGAAACCAAUCAGACAGUCGCCAGAUGGAGGAGAUGAAUCAGAAUUUGUGAGUGAUGAAUCUAUAGUGUUUGAUUUGGCAACUCUCCGAGAUGCUACAAGUGACUUUUCCGAGGAGAAUAAGCUUGGAACAGGUGGAUUUGGUGUAGUUUAUAAGGGAGUGUUAAGAGAUGGGAAAGAAAUAGCUGUUAAACGGCUUUCAGCGACAUCAAGGCAAGGAUUUGUGGAAUUGAAGAAUGAGGUGAUUUUGGUUGCUAAGCUUCAGCACAGACACCUUGUAAGGCUGCUGGGUUGUUGCUUAGAACAGCAGGAGAAGCUUCUUAUCUAUGAGUACCUACUUAACGCAAGCCUGGACAAAUUUUUGUUUGAUCCCGGAAGAUGUCAACAACUCGAUUGGGCAAGGCGGUACAAGAUCAUUGAAGGCAUAAGUGGAGGGCUUCUAUAUCUUCAUGAAGAUUCCCGCCUUAGAAUUAUUCAUCGUGACCUGAAAGCAGGAAACAUCUUGUUAGAUGGAGACAUGAACCCUAAGAUUUCUGACUUUGGCUUUGCAAAGCUUUUUGAUAUAGAUGAAACAGAAGGAAACACUAAUCGAAUCGCUGGGACAUAUGGAUACAUGGCACCAGAAUAUGCAAUGCAUGGGCAUUUCUCAGUUAAAUCAGAUGUUUACAGUUAUGGUGUUAUAGUCUUGGAGAUUGUGACUGGUCGAAGGAGCAGUGGCUAUGAAGAAUCUGCGAAUGCUGCUCACCUUCUAAGCUAUGCAUGGCGGCUUUGGAACGAAGGAAGGGCAUUAGAGUUGAAGGACUCCAGUCUAGGUGAUAGAAUCCAGGCUGAUGAAGUGCUGAGAUGCAUCCAUAUUGGUUUGCUUUGCGUCCAGGAAGACCCAAAAGACAGGCCUACAAUGGGAACAGUGGUUCUCAUGCUCAGGAGUUACUCAUUUCCUCUUCCAAAACCUUCUACUCCUGCAUUUUUCAUUCGAAACCGCACAAGCAAUCAGCCAAAUGUGGAUUUGAGAGACAUGGAUCUUAAUCAGGUCAACAAUAGACAAUGUAAUCAAGAACAGAGGCACCCGACGGUUGAUUCUGUAAAUAAUCUCUCUAUUACUCAACUAGAAGGACGAUAAUAGCAGGGAGGUAUGAAUGCUUUUCAUGAGUCUGACAGAUUUGCCCAGUAAAAUGUUUUAAGUGUGAAAAGUUUUACUUUGAUGCAAAUAUAUUCUGUUGAAUUCUGUAACAAUUUAUUGAGAAUUUUUGUGUGUUACUCUUUUAUAAUGCAUAUAAAUGAUUCAAGAUUGC